This is a messenger RNA of Kogia breviceps (pygmy sperm whale), 1815 nucleotides long. NCBI's taxonomy places the organism in Eukaryota, Metazoa, Chordata, Mammalia, Artiodactyla, Physeteridae. The record is from RefSeq and is a predicted model, not a curated record.
AUGGGGAAAAAACUGGAUCUUUCCGCGCUCACGGAUGAAGAGGCCAGGCACGUCUGGGAAGUGGUUCAACGGGACUUUGACCUUCGCAGGAAAGAAGAGGAGAGACUAGAGGGUUUGAAAGGCAAGAUUAAGAAGGAAAACUCCAAGAGAGAGCUGCUUUCGGACACGGCGCACCUGAGCAACACCCACUGCGCCUGCUGCCUGCGGCCCUUCCGGUUCCUCGAGACCCCCAAGAGGCAAUGCCUGGACUGCGGCCUCUUCACCUGCAAAGGCUGCGGCCAUACCCCGGAGGAGCAGGGCUGGCUCUGCGGCCCCUGCCACCUGGCCAGGCUGGUGAAGAGGGGCUCCCUGGAGUGGUACUACGGGCAUGUGAGAGCCCGCUUCAAGCGCUCCGGGGGUGCCCAGGUAGCGCAGUCCCUCUGCGGGCGGCUGCAAGGAGCAGGUUUACCUGACCGAGAGCAGAGCUCACCUGACGUCAGCAGUGGGCCUGAGCCAGGCCCCGGGGGGAGAAGUGGAGCCAGCGAGCACACAGAUGAGGACAGAGAACAGGACACGGUGGCCCAGGCCCAGCCCGUUGAAAGCAAAAAAAAGCGCGUCCUCCCCGUGCGCGGCUUGGACUUCGAGGCAGACUCUGACGACUCCGCUCCGUCCUGCGGCCACCCCCCAAGCCUGUCCUUGGCCUCAGUGGCCGCGGACAACCUGCAGGCCCUCACAGAUGAGCCCUGCACAGAGGAGACCCCCUCCCAGGAGCCCGUGGUCCUGGACGAGGCUGAUGCCAGGACCUCUGGGUGCCACCCCUGUCCAGAAGGGCAGACGGCCAGCCUCUCGCCUGCCGGACCAGACGCCCUCGCUGAGCUCUGCCUGCCGGGAGAGUCUUGCACGACGGCCCCGGGGACCCCUGCGACACCAGGAACAAAUGUCCUCGGGAAUGAACAGCUCCCAUCCCACUAUCUGGCCGACGUGGACACCUCGGAUGAAGAAAGCAUCUGGGCUCAGAGGGUGUCCUCUCACCAUCGCAGACGGAGGGGCCAGACCCUGUCUGAGAACCAGUGCUUCCAGGUGACGGACCGACUGAGAUCAGCCACUCGCCCAUUUCAGCGUCCGGUUGGCAGCAGGCCCACAGGCGCCGACAUGGAAGAGGCGGCCCUAAAGAGAAGACUGGAGGACUUGAUCAGCCGCGCCAGUGACCAGCGGGCCUCAUCCGAGGAGGAGGGCAGAGAUGAAGGGGCGGAGCAGGGCAGGAGCGUGACCCCCGUCGAGGACCGCCCCCGGGCCGCCCAGGAGGUGUGCGCGGCUGCAGGCCAAACGCCCGGCCGGGAGAAGGGGCCCCGGGGCCCCCAGGACCCCGUGCAGCCCAGCAGGACCACAGACGAGGAGCUGUCGCAGCUGGAGGAGAGAGUGGCCGCCACGGCCUCUGCGGUGCAGCGGACAGAGAGCGAGGUUUCAGAUAUCGAGUCCAGGAUUGCAGCCUUGCAGGCUGCAGGGCUGACUGUGAGGACCUCAGCAAAGCCCCGGAGGAAAUCCAACCUCCCGGUAUUUCUUCCCCGGCCUGUUGGGAAGUUUGGCCAGAGUCCUACGGAUCCGAACGCAGACCCUGCGGAUGAGGUCAAGGCGGUGGCUGCACCCUAUCUUGUGAGGAGAAGGCUCAGUAAUUACCCCAGAAGUCAAGACAAAGAUGAUGACUCCUUCGAUCGGAAAUCCGUGUCCCGCGGAUCCCUGACACAGAGAAACCCCAGUGGCAGGAGGGGAACCGCCAACCCCAGCUUUGCGAAGCCCGUGAUGACCCACCAGCCCUUGAAGGAGAGGUUCGUCUGA